Molecule: messenger RNA, 2289 nt
Organism: Rosa rugosa (rugosa rose)
Lineage: Eukaryota; Viridiplantae; Streptophyta; Magnoliopsida; Rosales; Rosaceae
Product: serine/threonine-protein kinase GRIK2
Exons: 14
Coding region: 743-2008 (421 amino acids)
Biological process (GO): intracellular signal transduction; protein phosphorylation
Cellular component (GO): cytoplasm
Molecular function (GO): protein serine/threonine kinase activity; ATP binding
Source: RefSeq, a predicted model, not a curated record
GUCCUAACCCAUCACACACCUAAAAGGACACAAAACUGUCAACAAGCCCACCCACCAGUCUCCUCCCUCCCUCCCUCCAUUCGUCUCCUUCUCUCCUCCUUCGAUGAACGACAAGCAAAGCAACCAUUUUUAGCCAUCUUGCCGGACGCGACUUUCGCGUUGAAUUCCCCGUUCUGCCCCUCCUAUCACCCUCCUCAAAUAACACCCAGCUCUGUUUUGAUGCUCUCUUCCCCCAAUUUGGCUCCUUCUCGUUUUCCCCAAAUCCCUUGUCCUUCCCCAUCCCCGUUCGAUUAGAUUCAAUUCUGGCGAUUGUGCCAUCCUAGGGGUUCCGUCUCUCCUUCUCAGUUUCUUUUUCUAUUGGUUUUCUUCUGGGUUCUGAAGUUUGAUGCUUGGUUGAUUUGUGUAGUGGGAAAGAUUGGAUUUUUAUUGGGAUUUUCCAUCAACAAGGACUCUGCAUCUCUCUGAAUACAGGACAAGGUCAACUUAUUGUUGGUUGGGGUGGUGUGGGUUUGAGCCUGCAUUAGUGGAUAUAUAAAAACUGGAGUCAUCGCUAUGCUGUGUUUGAAUCGUGAUGGUUUCAAUAUUGCGAGCUAUUUCUUUCAUUUGGCUGAGUGGCAUCCACUUGAAUAGCAGAGCUGAAUUGGGCCUGAAGCCCUCUCCCCUCCCUCUGUAAAAUCAGGUUUUGGAAAAAAAUUUGUUUUGGUUGGGAGCUAUAGUAACUACUUCACACAUCAAGUUUCUAAUGAUCCAUAAGAGUGUCUGUAUUGCUAGAAUGAUGGGAUGCUGCAGUUGCUUUGGUUUCUCUAUUGCUAGAAAGCCCAAACCGAAAAGGAAGCCUAGUUAUAGCUAUAGUAGUCACCCUUCACAGGAGCAUUUGUUGGAUGAUGAUUUAGAAGAUGAUUAUGAUUGUUCAUAUAAUGAUGAUGCUACAAGUAUGGGCAAUGCUGAAGAAAGUGAGCAGCAAAGUCGUGCCAAACGUCCUGAUGAGAUACUAAGUUUCAGAGAACAGAAUGGAAUGAUUUGCAGGCAGUACCCUGUGAAGGAAACCCACAAAGUUGUUCGCACAGAGGAUGAUGAUGGGAAUAAGAUGGUCAAUGAGUAUGUUCGAGAGUGUAAGAUUGGUUCUGGCAGUUAUGGGAAAGUGGUUUUGUAUCGAAGCCUUGUAGAUGGAAAGCAUUAUGCACUAAAGGCGUUUCAUAAAUCUCAUUUAUUAAAACUCCGGGUUGCACCUUCGGAGACAGCUAUGACAGACGUUCUUCGUGAGGUUCUUAUUAUGAAAAUGUUGGAACAUCCUAACAUAGUUAAUCUCAUUGAGGUGAUUGACGACCCAGACACAGACCAUUUCUACAUGGUUCUUGAAUAUGUGGAAGGCAAAUGGGUCUGUGAGGGUUCUGGUCCACCAGGCGGCCUAGGAGAAUCUACUGCAAGAAAGUACCUGCGGGACAUAGUUCGAGGGCUAAUGUACCUCCAUGAUCAUAACAUAGUACAUGGUGAUAUCAAACCUGAUAAUCUGCUGGUUAGUAGUAAUGGUACGGUGAAGAUUGGGGAUUUUAGCGUCAGCCAAGUUUUUGAGGAUGAUAAUGACGAGCUGCGCCGAUCUCCAGGGACUCCUGUUUUCACUGCACCUGAAUGUUGUUUAGGCCUAACCUAUCAUGGUAAAGCUGCUGACACAUGGGCAGUGGGGGUUACUUUGUACUGUAUGGUAUUGGGACAAUACCCAUUCCUUGGAGAUACUCUGCAGGAUACAUAUGACAAGAUUGUUAAUAACCCUUUAGUACUUCCAGAGAAUAUGACCCCACAGUUGAAGAAUUUACUCGAAGGGCUUCUGUGCAAAGACCCUGCAAUGAGGAUGACUUUGGAGGAAGUUGCAGAGCAUAGUUGGGUUGUUGGAAAUGAUGGGAGAAUGCCUCAUUAUUUAUGCUGGUGCAAGCGGCGUCGCAAGAGUCUGAGUAUUAGAGAGGAAUUUAAUGGGACAAAAGAUGACUGUAGCAUAACCCACACUGACUAGACUUUUUAGGGAGUUGAUUUAUGUAUAGCAAAAAAGUUAGGUUUUGUUGUUUUGUCUUUUCCUUCUCUUUUGACUUGCAAUCUUAUCUGCAGUGGUUAAUCAUGGCGAAAACUAGCCUUAGAGGAACUUUGGUUUGCAACCUACCUUGGCCGGAGAAGGAAGUUGAGGUUCUGGCUUUCCAAUUUUGGUUUUAGAGUUGCCAAAAUUGUUUAUUUAUUUGUUUGCUUUUGGAAUUCUCUUGUUUGAUUUGAUGAGAAAAUAUGUGUUCAACUUGCUUAUCA